AUGGGUUCGGAUAAAAUAAUGAAGGCUACCAUUGGGCAUAAUAAGCAAUUGAAGAGAAAGGGUAAAAAUUCAGCUGGAGAACAGUCAAAAUCCAAGAAGGUUAAAAUAUCGAAAGAUGAUUCCAGCAAGCAGGUUAUAUCUUCAGCGGAUAAACUAAAAUGGAAGCCUGUUGAAAUUCCUCAUACCCUCGGGGAUUAUGAAGGAUUCUAUGGGUUAGAAGAAAUUGAUGCUGUUGAUGUUGAAAUCAUAAAUGGCCAAACGCAUUUUCUUACCGCAGAUAAAAGCAAGGUUUUAGAUAAAGAGCACGUCAAAGCGCAGGAGGACAUUAUUCCGGAGGGAGAUUUUGAAGUUGAUCUUUCUGAUGAUGAUAAAACAUUGUGGGAACAUGAAGAUGCCGAGGAAACUGCUGGUAAAAAGAAUAAAAAUGACGCCAAUCAUUCCGGGAAAAAACCCAUGAUUGUUGAGGGUGAUGGCAAGAUCAAAACAGUAGGUAAAAUGCAGAAUAAAAUGCAUGAGGUUAAAAGCAAUCCAGAUAGUGUCGGCAGUAAACUUGAUGAUAAGGUUUUCAGUGAAGUUGAUUCUGAAAUUUUAUCAGAUCUUCCAAAAGAUAAUGUGGAUCUCCCGGAAUGGAAAGAUGUUCCGCUUUCUUUAUUCAGUCAGAAUGCACUUUUACAUUUAGAUUUUAAACAGCCGACAGAUAUUCAAAAAGCAUGUAUUCCGCCCUCUCUUGAAGGAAAAGAUAUUAUUGGAAAAGCAAUGACUGGAUCCGGAAAAACUUUGGCAUAUGGUAUACCCAUCCUCGAGAAAGCAUUGAAACAAGAUAAAGCUGGAGUACAGCAUCCUACUGGAAUGAUAUUUGCACCAACAAGAGAACUUGCCACCCAAGUUACGAAGCAUUUAUCACGCUUUGUCCGAGAUUUCCCUUUAUCUGAGCAUUCUAUUGUUUCUUUAACUGGUGGUCUUUCCAUACAGAAACAAGAAAGACUACUCAAAUCAAAUCCAAGAGUUUUGGUCUGUACUGCGGGAAGAUGCCUUGAACUCAUUGAAAAAUCAGAUAGUGUUGCAAAACAGUUAUCUUCUUCUGAUAUCAUGGUUUAUGAUGAAGCAGACAGGUUGGUUGAGGAUGGACAUUUUGAUGAGCUAGAAAAAGUUUUAGAAAUAUUACGUGCCCAGAGGCCAAAGGAAGAUCCUCUUAUUCCAAAGAAAUGGCAAACAUUGGUGUUUUCAGCAACUUUGUCGAAGGAUUUAUUUGGAAAAUUGGAUAAGGCAAAAUCAAUGGCCCAGAGGAGGAGAACGCAUAGUGGAAAGCUUGAUCCCUAUGAGGAGGAAAGAAUGGAAGUGAUGCAUUUAUUGGGAUGGAAGCUAAGGUUUAGAGGAGAACCUUUAUACGUGGAUGUGAAUCCAAAGAGUAUGUUGGCUACAAAAAUUACUGAGGCUCUUUUACCGUGUACACCUCUUGAGAGGGAUCUUAUGCUAUAUUAUUUCUUAUCCCUAUUUCCUGGAAAUACUUUAGUGUUUGCCAACUCGAUUGACGCAGUGAAAAGGUUGAAGCCUUUGCUUAAUUAUCUUCAUAUUCCGGCUGUCGCAUUGCAUUCCUCUAUGAUCCAAAGGCAGCGUUUAAAGUCCUUAGAAAGGUUUGAGCAGAAUUGUAAACAGGCUGCCAAGGGUCACAAGGCAUCUGUUCUUAUUGCCUCUGAUGUGGCUGCAAGAGGAUUAGAUAUUCCUAAUAUCCAGCAUGUUGUUCACUAUCACUUGCCUCGUACUGCCGAUACAUAUAUUCACAGAUCUGGAAGAACUGCCAGAGCUGGAAAGGAAGGAGUUUCUAUUAUCUUAUGCUCUCCUAAGGAGGCAUCUGGUCCAUUGCACAAGCUUAGAAAGAUUGUGAGUUCCAAAAAGAAUGCCGGUAGUGUUGCAGAAUUGAAACUUUUCCCAGUUGAUUCUGAUAUCCUUAAACAAUUGAAGUCGAGAAUUGAAAUUGCGGCAAAACUUGCUCAGGGUGAUGUUGCAGACAGCAGUUUGAAUAAAGAAAAGAAUUGGGUUGAAAAGGCAGCUGAGGAUUUGGGAGUUGAAGACUGGGAUGAUGUUGGAGAAGACGAUUUCUUGAAAAGAGACAGAAAAAGAAAGACUGGAAAGCACCUCAAUAAAAGAUCAAAAAAAAUACUAAAGGCGGAACUAAAUGAACUGCUUGCCAAUCCUGUCAAAAAGGGAAGGGCUUCUUACAUCACAAAUGGUCUCAAUAGCAUUGCUGAUAUGCUUCUGAGAAGUGAUGGAAAAAGUAACAAUGGUGUUAUGAGUUAUUUGCAGAAGGAUGCCCUUUCGGUUUUGAACGGUAAGAGUAAAACGUUCAAGACCAAAAGAAGAAGAAAUUGA
This is a messenger RNA of Brettanomyces bruxellensis, 2370 nucleotides long. RefSeq lists its product as uncharacterized. The record is from RefSeq and is a predicted model, not a curated record. Gene Ontology annotation, molecular function: nucleic acid binding; ATP binding. Lineage: Eukaryota; Fungi; Ascomycota; Pichiomycetes; Pichiales; Pichiaceae. The coding region runs from base 1 to 2370 and encodes 789 amino acids. The transcript has a single exon.